Messenger RNA from Lactuca virosa, 1101 nucleotides. Lineage: Eukaryota; Viridiplantae; Streptophyta; Magnoliopsida; Asterales; Asteraceae. The record is from the annotation of a GenBank genome assembly.
AUGGCGUCGAUUGAUAACAGGAGUGUUGUUGAAUCAGAAGAUGAAGAAGAAGACGGUGGCAACACCGCUAAAAUUUUGUCAGCAUCUGAUCCGUUACUUGGUGAUCCGGCGGUGUAUACUAUUACGGCGGUGCCUCACCGUCAUGACUCGCCGCCUCCGAUUGAAGUUAAUCUGAUGAAGGAAGAACCACCGGAGAACGAUUUGGAUGGUUCAUUACCUCUAGCUAUCGUCCCAAUGCCAACAUCUAAUAAACAAAUGACGGUGGCGACGCCGCGGAGGGCGAAUAAGGAUCGUCACACGAAGGUGGAAGGCCGUGGCCGGAGAAUCCGCAUGCCGGCGGCGUGUGCUGCUAGAAUAUUCCAGUUGACACGAGAACUAGGGCACAAGUCUGACGGCGAGACGAUUCGGUGGUUGUUGGAGCACGCCGAGCCGGCUAUCAUUGAAGCCACCGGCACCGGGACGAUGCCGGCGAUCGCUGUUAACGUUAACGGGACGUUGAAAAUUCCGACUACACCAAGCAAUGCAGCAAGCGACGGAGAAGGUGGUGGGAAAAGACGAAAAAGGGCUUGUAACAGCGAGUUUUACGACGUGAAUGAUUCAGCUUCUUCCAAUUUUGCCCCUGUGGCCCCAAUAGCCCCACAAAGUCUCGUCCCCGUUUGGACCAUGGGCGCAGCACCACCCACCGCCGGUAUCCAUGGCGGAGCUUUUUUUAUGUUUCCACAGAGUGGGGCCACGGCCAUCGGACCUUCCGCCGCCAACCAAACCCAGUUCUGGGCCAUCCCCGCCAGCGCAACACCCGUUUUCAAUGUCGCUGCAAGGCCCAUUUCCAGUUAUGUCUCCGCCAUUCAACCCGGUGAGCAUUCCGGCGGCGGCGAAAUUCAAACACCGUCACGAUCGGUAUCAUACAACAGCAGAAGUGAGAAUAAAUCAGGGAAGGUUUCAACAACCAUGGCACCAAGUUCAAGUUCAGUUUCAACGACGACGACAACAGCUCAGAUGCUUAGGGAUUUCUCAUUAGAGAUUUACGAUAAAAGGGAGCUUCAAUUCAUGGCUGGUUCAUCUUCAACAGAUGAAAAGCCAUCUUCAAAACCUUCAUCGUAA